Messenger RNA from Salvelinus fontinalis (brook trout), 1039 nucleotides. Its product is annotated as netrin receptor UNC5A-like. Gene Ontology annotation, molecular function: protein binding; netrin receptor activity. Gene Ontology annotation, biological process: anterior/posterior axon guidance; netrin-activated signaling pathway. The transcript has 3 exons. Gene Ontology annotation, cellular component: membrane. The record is from RefSeq and is a predicted model, not a curated record. Lineage: Eukaryota; Metazoa; Chordata; Actinopteri; Salmoniformes; Salmonidae. Bases 213 to 530 code for a protein of 105 amino acids.
AUCUUGUUCUCUAGGAGAUCCCGUUCUACCACAUCUGGAACGGUUCCCAGCGGUUCCUCCACUGCACCUUCACCCUGGAGCGGCUCAACCUCAGUACCUGUGAGCUCACCUGUCAGCUGUGUGUCUGGCAGGUAGAGGGGGAGGGACAGAGCUUUAGCCUGGACUUCAACAUCGCCAAGGACAGUCGGCCCCUGGACCCGGAGUUCCUGCUGAUGGACAAUAACCCGAACGGUACGGCUCUAGCAGGACCCAGUGCUUUCCAGAUCCCCUAUCUCAUCAGGCAGAAGAUCUGCAGCAGCCUGGAUACGCCUUGUCCCAACGGGGCCGAUUGGAGACUGUUGGCCCAGAGACUCAAACUGGACAGGCACAUGAGUUUCUUUGCAUCCAAGGCGAGUCCCACCAGUAUGAUUCUGGAUCUGUGGGAGGCCCAACACUUCCACAGUGGAAACCUGAACCAGCUGGCCACCGUCAUGGCCGACAUCGGCAAACAGGAAGCUAUGAUUUUCCUGGUCUCAGACGGAGAGUGCUAGCCCUAGCUCUGUCCCACACUGUCCCAACACACCCUAAUCCCUAGAUAGUGCACCAAAGUAGGGGACUACCUAGGUAAUAGAGUGCCAUUUGAGAUCGGCCCCCUAAAGAGGGAGAGGACUGGAACAGGGUAGAAUAUACAGACACAUGAGAGGAGAGGAGAACACUCUCCCUUUUGCCCCUCCUUUACAAGAGAGAAGAGAGAAUAGAACAAUCCCCCUCUCUCUCCCCUCCUUUACAAGAGAGAAGAGAAGAACGGAACACUCCCCCUCUCUCUCACCUCCUUUACAAGAGAGAAGAGAAGAAUGGAACACUCCCCCUCUCUCUCCCCUCCUUUACAAGAGAGAAGAGAAGAACAGAACACUCCCCCUCUCUCUCCCCUCCUUUACAAGAGAGAAGAGAAGAAUGGAACACUCCCCCUCUCUCUCCCCUCCUUUACAAGAGAGAAGAGAAGAGAAGAAUGGAACACUCCCCCUCUCUCUCUCCUCCUUUAUAAGAGAGAAGAGAAGAC